AUGGCAAAUUCUUCUGUUCAAUUGAUCGAUUUACCAGACGAAUUACUUUUGAUUAUAUUUAAAAAAUUGAACAAUGUUGAAUUACUUUACUCUUUAAUGUGUAUUAAUAAACAACUCGAUAGAAUUCUAUAUGAUUCAAUAGUUACACGUCGUUUAACAUUAAUAAGAAGUUCAUCUAAUAGGCAUUUCUUUUCAUUAAGAGAUGAAAUGUUAGAUCGAUUCUGUUUAGAAAUCUUACCUAAAAUCCAUCGUAAAAUUGAAUGGCUUACUGUCGAAUCAUUGUCAAUGGAACGUAUUUUUCUUGUCGACGAUUAUUCUAAUUUAUGUCAACUCGAUUUCGUUAGCAUUCAAUGGGAAGGACUUGAACGACUAUUUGAUGAAGAAAAUUUCGCUCGAUGUCAUUAUUAUUCAUAUCCAUAUACAAUGAAAAAUUAUGAUAAAAUAAGCAAUAAUUUUCCAGGUGGAUUAUUCAAAUGUGUUCGUCAAAUAUCAUUAUUUGAUGAACAUCCUUUUCAACAUGAUUUUUUUAUUAAAAUAUCUCAAGCAUUUCCAUUUCUUCAAAAAUUAACUCUUGAGAAUUCUCAACCACAAAAUUAA
This is a messenger RNA of Rotaria sp. Silwood2, 597 nucleotides long. The record is from the annotation of a GenBank genome assembly. NCBI's taxonomy places the organism in Eukaryota, Metazoa, Rotifera, Eurotatoria, Philodinida, Philodinidae.